AUGGCAGCAGCUAGCCACAAAAACUUCAGACUACGGGGCAUCCCGCUCGAAUGCGAGACUAGGAGUGAGGUUUGCAGCCUUGUUCAGAAGACUCUUGCACUCGAGCCCAAUGCCAGCCCUACUGUUUACUCGCUUGCAUGUUCCCCCACAGAUCCAAAUAGCAAGAUCGCGACACUCAGUUUUCCUUCAAUUCCAGAAUGUUUAUCCGAUCGCACAAAAGUUGAGUGGAGUUUCGACUUAUCUGGCGAUAACGACAUCGAUUUCAGCAGGUCUCUUGCUUUCGACACACACUUUACAGGUUUCACACCGUUUCAUCGCACAAGCGAUACUGAUUGCCAGAUUGAUCAGCUUGUCGGAAGUGAAUCCUUUCAAAGUUUGACUGACCUGGGAAGAACAUUGCAGAUUGACCUUGAGGACAUUCGUACCGUCCGAAUGUUAAAAGAAGAGUCUCUUGGGCCCGACCUUUCAAUCUUAAACGCCGUUUCCGGCUUCGCCUUCUUUGGGGUUCCCCAUCGAGGUUUAGAAGUCAAGUGUCUGGUGCCUCUGGUAAAGGAUAAUCCCAACAGAGCACUUCUCGAGUCCCUCAACAAGAACUCUUCGCUUCUCGAGCACCUACAAAAUGAGUUCGGCAAAAUAUCCAAAGCGAGAAACCUCACUGUUGUGUCGUUCUAUGAGACAGAAAAGUCCCCUACCGCAAUCUGGGUGCGUCGUCUACACGUCGAGAAGCAUUGUCUGUUCUAA
Fusarium musae is the source of this 741-nucleotide messenger RNA. RefSeq lists its product as uncharacterized. The coding region runs from base 1 to 741 and encodes 246 amino acids. The record is from RefSeq and is a predicted model, not a curated record. NCBI's taxonomy places the organism in Eukaryota, Fungi, Ascomycota, Sordariomycetes, Hypocreales, Nectriaceae. The transcript is spliced from 3 exons.